This is a messenger RNA of Drosophila obscura, 1545 nucleotides long. RefSeq lists its product as uncharacterized. The transcript has 3 exons. Bases 1 to 1545 code for a protein of 514 amino acids. Lineage: Eukaryota; Metazoa; Arthropoda; Insecta; Diptera; Drosophilidae. The record is from RefSeq and is a predicted model, not a curated record.
AUGUGGACGGACGUCGAGGCCGAAUACAAGGCCUGUUCCGCGGUGAUGGCUGACGAGGAUCCAGAAAUCCAAGCGGACAUCCGGGAAACAUAUGGCGAAUGCUAUGGGGUAUUUGAGCAGUGUCUCAGCGACCUCAAUGCCCAGCUGGCCACAUCCAUACCACCGUUCGAAGCUAUCCAGGCUCAAGUCGCGGGUUUAAACCAAACCGUAGCGGCUAAGGCGCAAAAGCGUUGCCACUUCAUGAUCGGGGCCGCCUCCAGGCCGGGCCUCAAGAUCGAGACCACGGCAUAUGUUCUGCCUCAAUUAGCAGGCAACCUUCCUUCAUAUCCGAUACCGCAGCACUUCUUGGAUAACCUUCCAAACCUCCAAUUGGCAGACCCUUCCUUCCACCGAAGCUCGCAGAUUGAUGUGCUUCUAGGCGCUGACAUCCUUCCUUCUAUCCUGUUGAGCGGCUUCCAGUCUGCCAUUUGUGGCUCGCUGCUGGGACAAGAGACCAUCUUCGGGUGGGUCCUAUCCGGUCCGGUAUCAGCUGACUCGGCUCGGACGGUUUCCGCCUUCACCACGAAGCUCUCGUUUAAUUCGGAUGUCCGACUCGAGAAGCUUCUCACCAAAUUCUGGGAGUGUCCAGAAAAAGUCGAGCUAGGCCACUCCAGAAGCGCGGCCCAGGCCCAGUUCCUUAGAAACGAGCAGCGGCUGCAGCGGAACUUGCCGCUCAAGAAGCAGUACGACUCCGUCAUUCAGGAAUAUUUAGAGCUCGGCCACAUGACAGCGGUUAGGCCUAGUCAUGAUUCCGGCCAUUUCUACCUGCCACAUCACGCCGUGUUUAAACCCGACAGCACCACAACCAAAUUGCGCGUAGUCUUCAACGCCUCCAGCCCGUCUUCCAACGGGAAAAGCCUCAACGACACGUUGCAUGCUGGGCCAGUCCUUCAGUCUGACUUGACCAUGCAAAUCCUGAGGUGGCGCGUCUUUCGCUACGUUUUCAAUGCCGACAUCAACAAGAUGUAUCGGCAAAUCCAAGUGGCUUCCCAACACACGCCCUAUCGGCGAAUACUGUUUCGCGACCGUAACGGGGACGUGUGUGACUACGAGCUCACCACUGUCACUUUCGGAGUCAACUGCGCACCGUACCUCGCCCUCCGCUUCCUCAAGCAACUCGCACAAGAGGUGCGUCCACAGCUGCCGAUGGCAAGCGUCAUCCUGGAGAGCGACAUGUACGUGGACGACGUGCUCGCUGGUGCUCACUCUCAGUCUCAUGCAAUUUCCGCCAUUGCUGAACUACGCGAAGCACUCGACUCUGCAGGGUUUCCGCUCCGAAAGUGGACAGCUAACCAUAAGGGCGUCCUGCGCGAUAUUCCAGUCGACCACUUACUCCGCGCUGACUUCCUAGAGCUGGAAGAGAGUAGCAUCGCUAAGACGUUGGGAAUCCGAUGGCAAGCCAGUGCCGACGAGUUCUUCUUUUCGCCUCCCGCCUUAAACGAGCGAAAAUCCUGCACGAAGCGCAAUGUGCUGUCCCAGAUCGCGCAGCUCUUUGAUCCAGCGUGA